Funneliformis geosporum is the source of this 1473-nucleotide messenger RNA. The record is from the annotation of a GenBank genome assembly. NCBI's taxonomy places the organism in Eukaryota, Fungi, Glomeromycota, Glomeromycetes, Glomerales, Glomeraceae.
UUAAAUAGUGAAGGACCAAAAGGACAUAAUCUUGACAUUCUGAAAGGUUUUCAUUGGCUGUUUUCUUAUUCUGUUCUUACUUUAUAUACAGAACCAGAAGAAGCAAUGAAUGCAUUGCAGGAUAUACAAAUAUGUUUUAAUAAAAUGUUUGUACAAUCGAAAAAAUCAUUAAAAAAGAAAAGGAGCAAAGAGGAAAAUCUCGAAGAAAACCAUAAUCCUGUUGAUGUAAUUGUGGAUAUUUUACUCGGUUUUCUUGCAAAACCAUCUGCAUUUUUAUACAACAUGGCCGAACAAGUUUUUAAAGUUUUCUGUGAAGGCGUUACGAAAUCUUCUUUGGACUUAAUGUUAGACCUUAUAAGUAAACAAGAGAAUGCUGAAGAAGAAUUGGAAGCAAAAGAUCAAUCUUUAAUAAAAAUUAAUAAUGAGGACGAAGAAUAUAGUGAGGAAGACAUGAGUAACCAAGAUGAAAUGAUGGAAAAAUUUGAUUCUAAGUUAUCUGAAUUUUUCAAAAACCAAAAAUUUGGAAAGAAAAAGAAAAAAGAUACUAAAUACCAAAGGAUUCAUUAUAAACACAAGGUUAUUGGAUUGUUGAAAAUUUUUGUUAAGGAACAACAAAAUAAUCCACUUAUUUUUGAGUUAAUAAUGCCUUUGCUUAAGAUAGCGAAGAAUGCAAAAACUGAUGAAAUUGCUAAGGGCGUAUAUAAUCUUCUCAAUACUAGAGUGGUUGUCAUAAAGGAUGGCCUUACUGAAUUUGAUGAUAGUAAAAUACUCACUUUAUUAGAACAAGUUCAGGAUAUGGCUCGAAAAGCACACUUUGGUGAUAUGAUGACUUUGUGUUGGAAAUCUUGUGCGUUCCUGCUUAAAGCUAUAGUUCGACGUCAUAACAAAGAAAGCAGUGACGCUUCAAGAGAAAUCACAAAUCAACAUAUUAAAAAGGCCAUUGUUGUUUAUGAAUCCACAUAUAAGAGUUGGUGCACUAAGUCGAGUGCUUUGAAUAUAAAAUGUUUUUCGCAGUUGCCUGCUAAUAUUCCUCAAAUACCAUGGCACUUUUCGGAAUUAUUCCUUGGGUGUACUGACCCAAAGACAGCAAAGAACCCUAAAAAGGUCAUGAAUGCAUAUGACGUAUCAUUUGCCAUUUGUAAUGUUGCGUUACCAAAGAAAAAACGGGAAUCUAAAGGUGCUAAUAGCAUUAUACCUAAAUUAGCACCAAAAAUAAGAGAAAAUUUAAACAAUACGCUUCAAUUUAUUGCAGAAGAUUUAAAAUGUGGCAAUCAAAAUUUUGAUUCUCAAGCAUUAAAAUCUAUUCUAAAGUUUGCGGGACUUGCAAUCAAAAGGACUAGUACAGAACUUAAGAAAUUAUGGAAUACAAAGAAACUUUUGCCUUUACUUGAGAAAAUUAAAGAAUUACCAAGGUUUAAAUCUUCCCAAGUUAUUAAUAAUUUAGUAAAGGAAAUUACACGUAAUUUUCAAUAA